Molecule: messenger RNA, 1080 nt
Organism: Haliotis rubra (blacklip abalone)
Lineage: Eukaryota; Metazoa; Mollusca; Gastropoda; Lepetellida; Haliotidae
Exons: 3
Coding region: 90-611 (173 amino acids)
Cellular component (GO): extracellular region
Molecular function (GO): chitin binding
Source: RefSeq, a predicted model, not a curated record
UAUAUACUGCAGGGGUUUAAAUCUACUGAGCUUUCGUAUAGCUGUAUAAUACCACAGGUGAAUUCCUGUCUCUAAAUUUAUAUUUCGUCAUGGUAUUUCGAAUUGUACUCGCGUGUUUAGUCGUCGCCAUGGCAACAGCCUCAACACCUGUGGGUAGUUGUGUGACUACAACCAGCCCGGACUACAGAACAGAUCCCGAUGACUGUUCGGUGUAUUAUUUGUGCAUAAAUAAUAACUUGUACAAAUAUAACUGUUCACACCUUGUGUUCGAUCCUUGGACCAAAACAUGUGCAUCCCCUGGAUCCAUCUACGACAGCUGUACCAAGACGGAAAAGGAGACACAGGCUAACUGUCCCCCCGACUCCAGUGACCUGAUUCCCCACCCCACCCACUGUGCCCAGUACUUCAACUGUUCCGCGUCCAAGCAGGGAUACUACUGGCCUGAGCAUCUGAGGGAGUGUCCCUACCCCCAACUCUUCAACGUCAAGAACAAACAGUGUGAGCACUACAGCAUGGUCGACUGCGGCGACAGGUUUGAACCUACAGCUCAGUGCGACUACCGCGGGAACCAGUGCGAGGCAGCUCACUGUCGGCCCUGCUAUUUGACCUAACCAGUUUGCAAGGGUCUUCCUGACGGCUUGAACGAAUGGGUGGGGAUGUAUGACCCUGCCUACUUUGCCGUGUGUGUCAACGAACGUAUGGUGUAUUCGGGGAAAUGUUCACAGAAGUACGGACCACAGAAUUUCGACAAAGUCAGGAGGACGUGCUCUGAGCUCCUUGAUUGAAGACAUGAAGAUCAAGAACCGACCAUCUCAAUUUCUUGCACUUAGUACUGUUUCUAACCUACACUGUUAUGACUUGCUAUUCCAUAUUUGGUAGUGAUACUCACGUCAAUCUAACGUGAUGGUUAACGUUUUCUCUGCUCUCUUAAUCUGCAUUCCUUCUAAUUAUGAUCCAAGUAUUGGAUAUUUUACGUUCUGUAUACGAUUCUAGAUUAACAUGACCGUUACUAUGACUUCAGUGUACGUUGACUAUUGUACUUGUAAAACUGUUUGAAUGAAUACACUUCUCUACCAAUUA